Pelagomonas calceolata is the source of this 892-nucleotide messenger RNA. NCBI's taxonomy places the organism in Eukaryota, Pelagophyceae, Pelagomonadales, Pelagomonadaceae. The record is from the annotation of a GenBank genome assembly.
AGCAGCGCUCGCACGGCCAGUAGACCACUUUCCCGCAGCGAUGGCAGCUUCUGUGGCCGUCGCGGAUGUGCCAGGACCCGGCGCGACGAGUUCGAGCAUCCCUGUGGCCAACCCGGUCGACCUCAGCACUCUGGACAUCUCCAAUGGAUCCGACGCAGCUCUAGCCGCCCAGUUCGAGCAGGACGGCUUCUGCGUCGCGCCGGGCGUCGCCGACGCAUCACAGCUCGAAGCCUGCCGCGCGGCGGCGAUGGAGGCGCUCGACGAGUGCAAGGCGCGCGAUCCCGGCAUGGGUGUGGGCCAGAGGGCCGGCUACCGAGAGAUCGUGCAGCGCAUGCCGGGGCGCUACGAGAUGCGUCAUGGGCUGGACCGGGAACCCUUAUUGAACUUGAGGCGGCGCGUCGAGAAGUCAUUGGCGUUUGAAACGGCGCGGCGGAUCUUGCGGGAUGAAUUACGGAUAUUGGGCUGUUCGGUGGUCAUAGCCGAGCGAGACUGCGCGGCCCAGGCCUGGCACGUGGACGGGGCUCAUUUAUCUCCGACAGAACACAAGCCGGCCCAUGUGUUGAAUAUCUUCGUUCCUUUGGUGGACGUGACGCGAGGCGGAGGGACGGAGAUAAAACCCGGGAGCCAUUUUCUAACUAGAAAUCUCGCGAAGCAGAUGCUCCUGGCGCGCAUCAAGAAGACGCUGCGGCCGCCCGUCGUGCCUCUUGUCACACCUGGAGACGCGUUGCUCUUCGACUACCGCGUCCUGCACCGCGGCACUUUGAACAACACGGGCGGCGCGAGGCCCGUCUUCGUGCUGACGGUCGCGAAGCCCUGGUUCCGGGACCUCGUGAACUUUCCCAAGCGGGCGCUGUUUCCAGAGGUCGACGCCGUCGACGCGACGACCUAACUA